ACAGUGCAGUGAAACAAGUUUCAUCCCUGAUGAUCAGCACUUUCAAACGAAAAGUGAAUUUAAAAGACACAUUUACAAGUUUGCGCUCGAAUUUACUCUGUCAUAUGUUGCCCUUUUAAACAAGAAAGGUGAAUUAGUUGAGAAAUGGCCUCAUACUUCGAUGAGCAUGACUGUGAACCUACAAAUCCUGAAGAACAGUACCGACAGAAUGCUUUGCUGGAACUUGCGAGAUCUUUAAUGCAGGGCCUCGAUAUAGACUCGGGUUCAUUUGAUUUGUCAGACUGGGACCAGCGACUUCCUCCUCCUGCAGCGAAGGCUGUGGUUCAGAGUCUUCCUGUGGUCAUUAUCUCCCCUGAACAAGCAGAUAAAGGACUGAAGUGUCCGGUGUGUUUAUUGGAGUUUGAAGAGCAAGAGACCGUAAGAGAGAUGCCGUGUAAGCAUCUGUUCCACACCGGGUGUAUUCUGCCAUGGCUCAGUAAGACCAAUUCAUGUCCCUUGUGUCGACUUGAACUACCCACUGACAAUCCAGACUAUGAGGAGUUUAAAAAAGAUAAGCAACGGAGAAGACAAAGAGAACACAGGCUGGAAGAUCUACAUGGCGCCAUGUAUACAUGACUUGAAUAUGAAUGGAAGUGAGAGUUUACUCGGCAGGGACCAGACUUUGAAUGAUUGAGUUUGCUUGUACUUGAAAAAAACGGCAAUGUUUUAAAUUAUAUCUUUUUUUACCGUAUGGCUAUGCACCGAGACCUGUUUGUAUGAAAGAAGUCACUGAAAUGUAGCCUCAUAACAACAUAAAUUUUAUUGCUAAAGUAUAAUGUGAAAUUACAUUUAUUUGAUCCGUGAUUUAGUAUCAAUACACGUUGCUCACUAAAGAGAUUACAUUCCUUAUUUCUUUAUCGUCCCUAAAAUAAGCAUUGAACGUCUUAUUUUAUACUAUAAUUAGCGAUUAUUUACAUUGUGGACCCUUUUCUAAUUAGGAAAUGCCAGUAUGUGGGUUUUAUAUGUGAUGUAACUUAUCAUAGAGGUAGACAUAAAAUGUUUUAAUCACUGCAGCAAAGUUUCAAGCAGAACAUCCAUCCAUAAAAGUGUUUGAAGUACUUUUCUAAUAUUCUCUUAAGCUUGUUGACUGCACAUUUGAUUCAUGUCAUUGGUCUCAUUACAAACAUUAUCUUCAAAAGAUCACAGACAGAGAUACAUGUACACUUGUUUAUUUCUCAUUCGAUGUUUUGGUAGUUAUUUCAUAUAAAUCUCUUGUCAAAGAAAAAUCAUUGAAAUGAUACGUAAAUCUGAGUACAUGUGAUUUAUAAAAUAAAAAUAUUCUUUGUAUUGUU
This is a messenger RNA of Triplophysa dalaica, 1331 nucleotides long. RefSeq names its product ring finger protein 181 (gene rnf181). Gene Ontology annotation, molecular function: ubiquitin protein ligase activity. The record is from RefSeq and is a predicted model, not a curated record. The transcript has 6 exons. Bases 145 to 615 code for a protein of 156 amino acids. Gene Ontology annotation, cellular component: cytoplasm. Gene Ontology annotation, biological process: protein ubiquitination. Lineage: Eukaryota; Metazoa; Chordata; Actinopteri; Cypriniformes; Nemacheilidae.